This is a messenger RNA of Drosophila albomicans, 3014 nucleotides long. Its product is annotated as glycogen phosphorylase. Gene Ontology annotation, biological process: glycogen catabolic process. Lineage: Eukaryota; Metazoa; Arthropoda; Insecta; Diptera; Drosophilidae. Gene Ontology annotation, cellular component: cytoplasm. The record is from RefSeq and is a predicted model, not a curated record. The transcript has 4 exons. Gene Ontology annotation, molecular function: pyridoxal phosphate binding; glycogen phosphorylase activity. Bases 258 to 2786 code for a protein of 842 amino acids.
GAAGUGCUCCGGAUUUAGCAGCGAACGGUUGUCUGUGGUUUUUGGUCGCGCAUCGUUUACUUAUUUCGCUGUUCGUCGCGUUCACAAGUUCACGUCUUUACGUUCUGUGUGUGUGAGAGUGACAGAGAGAGGGGACUACACGCACCCACGCAGCAUUAGCAGCAGCAGAAGCAGCGGCAGAAGUAGAAGCAGAACCUAGUGACAUAUAGCACCAGUGUAGCAUCUAGCUCAGUUAGCAGCAGAGAGUCAAAGGCAAAAUGUCGAAGCCACAAUCGGACGCGGAUCGCAGGAAGCAGAUUUCGGUGCGCGGCAUCGCUGAGGUGGGCAACGUAACCGAGGUGAAGAAGAACUUCAAUCGCCACUUGCAUUACACUCUGGUCAAGGAUCGCAAUGUGUCCACGCUGCGUGAUUACUACUUUGCUCUGGCCAACACCGUCAAGGACAACAUGGUCGGUCGCUGGAUUCGCACACAGCAGCACUACUAUGAGAAGGAUCCCAAGCGCGUCUACUAUCUGUCGCUGGAGUACUACAUGGGCAGAUCGUUGACCAACACCAUGAUCAACUUGGGCAUCCAGAGCGAGUGCGAGGAGGCCAUGUACCAGCUGGGUCUGGACAUUGAGAACCUUGAGGAGAUGGAGGAGGACGCUGGUCUGGGCAACGGUGGUCUCGGUCGCUUGGCCGCCUGUUUCCUCGACUCGAUGGCCACUCUGGGUCUGGCCGCUUAUGGUUAUGGCAUCCGUUAUGAGUACGGCAUCUUCGCCCAGAAGAUUAAGAACGGUGAGCAGGUGGAGGAGCCCGAUGAUUGGUUGCGCUAUGGCAACCCAUGGGAGAAGGCACGUCCCGAAUUCAUGUUGCCCAUCAACUUUUACGGACGUGUGAUUGAUACACCCGAGGGCAAGAAGUGGGUGGACACCCAGAAGGUCUACGCCAUGCCCUACGAUAAUCCCAUUCCCGGUUACGCCAACAACCAUGUGAACACGCUGCGUCUGUGGUCCGCCAAGUCGCCCAUCGACUUUAACCUGAAGUUCUUCAACGAUGGUGACUACAUUCAGGCCGUGCUCGACCGCAACUUGGCCGAGAACAUCUCGCGUGUGCUGUAUCCCAACGACAACUUCUUCGAGGGCAAGGAACUGCGUCUCAAGCAGGAGUACUUCAUGUGCGCUGCCACCCUCCAGGAUAUCAUUCGUCGCUACAAGGCCUCCAAGUUUGGCUCUCGCGAAGCCGUCCGCAACACCUUCGAUCACUUCCCCGACAAGGUCGCUAUCCAGCUGAACGAUACGCAUCCCUCGUUGGCCAUCCCCGAGUUGAUGCGCAUCCUCGUCGACGAGGAGCACCUGGAGUGGGAGAAAGCCUGGGACAUUACAGUGCGCGCUUGCGCCUACACCAAUCACACUGUGCUGCCUGAGGCUCUGGAGCGUUGGCCCGUCUCCAUGCUGGAGUCGAUUCUGCCCCGCCAUUUGCAGAUCAUCUAUCAGAUUAAUUUCCUGCACAUGGAGAAUGUGAAGAAGAAGUUCCCCGAGGAUCUGGAUCGCAUGCGUCGCAUGUCGCUGGUCGAGGAGGAUGGCGAGAAGCGCAUCAACAUGGCCCAUUUGUCGAUUGUCGGUUCUCAUGCCGUCAACGGUGUCGCCGCCAUUCACUCGCAGAUCCUCAAGGAUUCUCUGUUCCAUGACUUCUACGAAAUGGAUCCCAAGAAGUUCCAGAACAAGACUAACGGCAUUACACCACGUCGUUGGUUGCUGCUCUGCAAUCCUGGACUUUCCGAUUUGAUCGCCGAGAAGAUCGGUGACGAGUGGCCCGUGCAUUUGGAUCAGCUGGUUGCCUUGAAGAAGUGGGCCAAGGACCCCAACUUCCAGCGCAAUGUGGCUCGCGUCAAGCAGGAGAACAAAUUGAAAUUGGCCGCCAUUCUGGAGAAGGACUAUGGCGUUAAGGUGAACCCCGCCUCCAUGUUCGACAUCCAAGUGAAGCGUAUCCAUGAGUACAAGCGCCAGCUUCUGAACUGCCUGCACAUCAUCACACUGUACAACCGCAUCAAGAAGGAUCCCACAGCCAACUUCACGCCACGCACCAUCAUGAUCGGUGGCAAGGCUGCUCCUGGCUACUAUGUGGCCAAGCAGAUCAUUAAGCUGAUCUGUGCCGUCGGCAAUGUGGUCAACAACGAUCCCAUUGUUGGUGACAAACUGAAGGUCAUCUUCCUGGAGAACUACCGCGUUACGCUGGCCGAGAAGAUUAUGCCCGCCGCCGAUCUGUCCGAGCAGAUCUCCACAGCCGGUACCGAGGCUUCGGGCACUGGCAACAUGAAGUUCCAGCUGAAUGGUGCCCUCACCAUUGGCACCCUGGACGGCGCUAAUGUGGAAAUGGCCGAGGAGAUGGGCUUGGAUAACAUUUUCAUCUUCGGCAUGACCGUCGAGGAGGUGGAAGCCCUCAAGAAGAAGGGCUACAAUGCCUACGACUACUACAACGCCAAUCCCGAGGUCAAGCAGGUGAUCGAUCAGAUCCAGGGCGGUUUCUUCAGCCCCGGCAAUCCCAACGAGUUCAAGAACAUUGCUGACAUCCUUCUCAAAUACGAUCACUACUACUUGCUGGCUGAUUACGAUGCGUACAUCAAGGCGCAGGAUCUGGUCUCCAAGACCUACCAGAACCAAGCCAAGUGGCUGGAGAUGUCCAUCAACAACAUUGCAUCGAGCGGCAAGUUCUCAUCGGAUCGCACCAUUGCCGAGUAUGCACGCGAGAUCUGGGGCGUGGAACCUACCUGGGAGAAGCUGCCCGCACCCGAGGAUCAGCAAUAAAUCAAUUAACAACAACAAGAAUAACUUCUUUUUUGAUAUUAUAUUUUAUUAUUCGUGUGUGCUUUACUUUUGUUAAAGUCCAAUGUUAGGAGCCAAAAUGCAACAACUAACAACUAAAAACUAUAUAAAAAGAGAGAGUUUAAGCUAGCGCUAAGAUGUGAACAUCGAUCGAUCGGGCUCAUUGUUAAAUACUACAUAUUUUAUUUAAUAAAAUUUAAACAAAUCCAA